AAGAUACAGGACAUAAUUUGCUGUCAACCUCCAAGGCAGCAGAAGUGUCCCAUGAAGUGUGCAGUGUGUGGGCGCAUGCCCAGGUCUGUAUUUGCAUGUGUAGAAAGCAGUUGUGGCCCUAGUUGAAUUCAGGUCCUGAUUGUUUUUCCCUCAAGGUAAGUCAGCAGAACUUUUACAUGGUAGAGAAGAUAUGAAGUGAAGGAUGCCUGAAGGAGCUGGGGCUUGGAGGUGAUUCUGCCUAGUUUCCCUGAUCCUUACUGGGAAAAAAUGGUGUGGAGGUGAAGUUCCAAACUUAACACAAAGCAUGUUGAGAAAAGUGAGGCAAAUCUGUAAAGAUUCUUACUCGUUCCUCUGUUAGAUAUAAAACUAAGCCCAUUGACAUGUUUGGUAGAAAGUAGGCCUUCACCUAGCUUUUAAACAGACGAAGCACCCUGUCACAAAUAUACAGAAAUUUCAGCAGGUUUUUGGCACCAACAUAAUCAUCUUGUUCCAUUUUCUGUGGACUUGACCUUGUUCCGGUUCAGAAUCAGAAUGUGCCAACUAGGUGGCUUAAUUUUCUACCACAUUGUUCAGGGUUUUAGGCACUGCCAGUGAAUGCCUAUUGGAAGUAACGCUGUUAGAGCUUACCUGUUGUAACUGUCAACUGGGUUUCCUGGCCACUCUUGGCUAUUGUAAGAUGGAACAUGGUAGUGUAAUCCACUGGGUGAAAAGAGAAGAUCUGCUCACUUGCAUGCUGUUGAUGUACUCUUGGUGAACUAGUCACCUGCUAAUAACUUAGUUACGAGUUCUUGUUCAUCUAGGAAGUUAAGGCUUUAGCUUAAAACUUGUUACAUUUUAAAUGUAAUGGGUUCGUUAAUUUGAAGUACAAUUAAUUCUGUGAGAUUUAGUCGAAUAUAAUUUGUUUUCAUUCCACAAGUUUUUGACAUUCGUUAGUUAAAAAAGUGCAGAUGCCCCAUGAUUUUUUCUUUUUGAUAGCAUCAUAAACACUACACAUCAAUAUUCCAGUAAUAUCGUUCACACUUUUGUUGUUGUUGUUACUUUGCAUGUACCAUUAAGUAUUAAAAAAGGAUAAAAGUUCAUCUUCUGGAUUUAUGAGGCUAGAGUUCUUACUAUAUUAAGCACCCUUUUGGAGUUGAACUGGUAAAUUGAAAAUAGUCUUUUAUAAAGAUACUGUUAGCACAGUGUGAUGAGUGAAUUUUUUACAUCCAUCCAUCUAAUUAAAAACUUUGAAAAUAAUAUUUUGUUUACUGUUAGUGUAAUUGUAUAAUCAAUGUUGUAUAAUCAGCUAUGUGAGAUUCUUCAAAAUAUACAUAACACAAAUGUGAUAGUGAUAUCUAGACAGGAGCAAGAGACUCAGAAACAAUCAAGUCUGCCAGGCAGUUAGCUUUGGUAUUUUGGAGUUACAUUUGAAGGAAACAAUGUAUUCUCUUGGAUGGGUCCCUAGGAAAGUUACUACAGGCAUAUUGCUUGCAACAAUUUAAUUGCUAUUCUAAUUGAUCAUGAUGAUUUCUGCAAGUGGCAGCAAUGCACAGUUAACACAGGUGUUACUGUUUUGAAUGUGAGCACUUCACUCUCUUGGCACAUUGAGUUUCACUAUUGACAUGCUUUUGGGUGGAGCAUAGCAGCCAACUGGCAUAUGGCCCGUUUCCUUCCAGUGUGGGAAAGAAAGGAGGAAUUUUGGCAAGGAUACCCAGGGAGAGCCUUUUAUAAAAGUUCCAAAGGGAUUUAUAGUCACUGUAAAAUAGACAUGACCCCAUUUUUUUUUUUAAUCUCGUUUUGAAAUAGCACAGGGAAGGGGGAGCUACUGCUUUUCUUACUGGGUUUCAUUGCAUCUGCUAAAAUGCUUUUUUUCUUGCUGUCUUGGGGAAGGGCCCUCUCAGGCUGUCAUUCUGAUAAUAUGCAAAGAAAGGUCUGUGAACAAUUUGAUGUGCCUUGUUUUUCUAGGAAAAUGCAACAUGGCAGCAGCAAUGGAAACAGAACAGCUGGGUGUUGAGAUAUUUGAAACUGCAGAGUGUGAAGAGAAUAUUGAGUCACAGGAUCGGCCUAAAUUGGAGCCAUUUUAUGUUGAGCGGUAUUCCUGGAGUCAGCUUAAAAAGCUCCUUGCUGACACUAGAAAAUAUCAUGGCUACAUGAUGGCAAAGGCACCACACGAUUUUAUGUUUGUGAAGAGGAAUGACCCCGAUGGGCCUCACUCAGACAGAAUCUAUUACCUUGCCAUGUCUGGUGAGAACCGAGAAAACACCCUCUUUUAUUCCGAAAUUCCCAAAAGCGUCAACAGAGCUGCAGUCUCCAUGUUGUCCUGGAAGCCUCUUCUGGAUCUUUUCCAGGCAACAUUGGACUACGGAAUGUAUUCUCGAGAAGAGGAAUUAUUAAGAGAAAGAAAGCGCAUUGGGACAGUUGGAAUUGCUUCUUAUGACUACCACCAAGGAAGUGGAACCUUUCUGUUUCAAGCUGGUAGUGGAAUCUAUCAUGUGAAAGACGGAGGGCCACAGGGAUUUACUCAACAACCUUUACGGCCCAAUUUAGUGGAAACUAGUUGUCCCAACAUACGAAUGGAUCCCAAAUUGUGCCCUGCUGACCCAGACUGGAUUGCUUUUAUACAUAGCAAUGAUAUUUGGAUAUCUAACAUUGUAACCAGAGAAGAAAGAAGGCUUACCUACGUGCACAACGAGCUAGCCAACAUGGAGGAGGAUCCCAGAUCUGCUGGGGUUGCCACCUUUGUUCUUCAAGAGGAGUUUGAUAGAUACUCUGGCUACUGGUGGUGUCCAGAAGCUGAAGCAAGUAAGAAGGCUCCUAAUGGUGGUAAAAUUCUUAGAAUUUUGUAUGAAGAAAAUGACGAGUCCGAGGUGGAAAUUAUUCAUGUUACAUCUCCCCUGCUGGAAACAAGGAGGGCAGAUUCGUUCCGUUACCCUAAAACAGGCACAGCAAAUCCAAAAGUCACUUUCAAGAUGUCGGAAAUACUAAUUGAUGCUGAAGGAAGGAUUAUAGAUGUCAUAGAUAAGGAACUAAUUCAACCUUUUGAGAUUCUGUUUGAAGGAGUUGAAUAUAUUGCCAGAGCUGGAUGGACUCCAAACGGAAAAUAUGCUUGGUCCAUCCUACUAGAUCGCUCCCAAACUCGCCUACAAAUUGUGCUGAUCUCACCUGAGUUAUUUAUCCCAGUGGAAGAUGAUGUCAUGGAAAGGCAGAGACUCAUUGAAUCAGUGCCCGACUCUGUGACCCCGCUGAUCAUCUAUGAAGAAACGACAGACAUCUGGAUAAACAUCCAUGACAUCUUUCAUGUUUUUCCCCAAAGUCACGAAGACGAAAUUGAGUUUAUUUUUGCCUCUGAGUGCAAAACUGGUUUCCGUCAUUUAUAUAAAAUCACAUCCAUUUUAAAGGAGAGCAGAUAUAAACGAUCCAGUGGUGGCCUGCCUGCCCCAAGUGAUUUCAAGUGUCCUAUUAAAGAGGAGAUAGCAAUUACCAGUGGUGAAUGGGAAGUUCUUGGCCGGCAUGGAUCUAAUAUCCAGGUUGAUGAGGUCAGAAGGCUGGUCUACUUUGAAGGCACUAAAGACUCCCCUUUAGAACAUCACCUAUAUGUUGUCAGUUAUGUGAAUCCAGGCGAGGUGACCAGGCUGACCGACCGUGGCUACUCCCAUUCUUGCUGCAUCAGCCCGCAUUGUGACUUCUUUAUAAGUAAAUACAGUAACCAGAAGAAUCCACACUGUGUAUCCCUUUACAAGUUGUCAAGUCCUGAAGAUGACCCAGCUUGCAGGACAAAGGAAUUUUGGGCCACCAUUUUGGAUUCAGCAGGUCCACUUCCUGACUACACCCCUCCAGAAAUUUUCUCCUUUGAAAGCACGACUGGAUUUACAUUAUAUGGGAUGCUGUACAAGCCUCAUGAUCUGCAACCUGGGAAGAAAUAUCCCACGGUGUUGUUCAUCUAUGGUGGUCCUCAGGUGCAGUUGGUAAAUAACCGAUUCAAAGGCGUGAAGUACUUCCGCUUGAACACCCUAGCCUCUCUGGGUUAUGUGGUUGUAGUAAUAGACAACAGGGGAUCCUGUCACCGAGGGCUUAAAUUUGAAGGCGCCUUUAAAUACAAAAUGGGUCAAAUAGAAAUUGAUGACCAGGUGGAAGGGCUGCAAUACUUAGCCUCUCGGUAUGAUUUCAUUGACUUGGAUCGUGUGGGCAUCCACGGCUGGUCCUAUGGCGGAUAUCUCUCCCUGAUGGCAUUAAUGCAGAGGUCAGAUAUCUUCAGGGUUGCCAUAGCUGGGGCCCCAGUCACCCUGUGGAUCUUCUAUGAUACAGGAUACACAGAACGUUACAUGGGUCACCCUGACCAGAAUGAGCAGGGCUAUUAUUUAGGGUCUGUGGCCAUGCAAGCAGAAAAAUUUCCCUCUGAACCAAAUCGUUUACUGCUUUUACAUGGAUUCUUGGAUGAGAAUGUCCAUUUUGCACACACCAGUAUAUUACUGAGUUUCUUAGUGAGGGCAGGAAAGCCAUAUGAUUUACAGAUCUAUCCUCAGGAGAGACACAGCAUCCGAGUCCCUGAAUCUGGAGAGCAUUAUGAACUGCAUCUUUUGCACUACCUUCAGGAAAACCUCGGAUCACGCAUCGCUGCUCUCAAAGUGAUAUAGUUUUGCCCCAUGUAGAACUCUGACAUACACUGGCUGUUGAACCAAAUGAGGAGGCCUAAUCAAUAGAAAACACAGAAUUGAUCAUCGCAUUCUGGUAUCCACCGUGUAACACCUACUUCUGAAAGUAAAUUUGGUGCCACGCAGGUGUCUACAGCUUGUGGAUAAUAAUCUUAAUACCUUAACCAUACACACACAAAAUGGAGUGAUUCAUAUUUCUAAGGGAUACAGCAAUACCAUGAGAGCUAUGGAAAGGAACAAGACAUUAGCACCACGUAUCCAUACUACCCUGUUUUCACUUUCAGUAGCAUUAUAGACGUCACGGACUUGAUUAGUGUAUUUUUACAGUAUGCUUCUCAGUUUGUUAAAAUAUGAUGAUAUUAGUGAUUGGUUUGAUUCAGUUCCAGAGUAUCUGGACUAGUUACAGAUUCGAUAGCCCUUAAGUGUAACUGAAUAGCUUAUGCUUCAUUGCUUGGGGUAUAUCCAGCAUGGUAUGAACUAAUCACUAUUAAGCCUACGACUUGACCCGUCAUUAACAGUUCUUCAUGGAUAAUUUAGUGGCCUCCUAAAGACACUUAUUUUGGCCCUGACCGGUUUUUAGCCCAUUUAAAUUCUAUCUGGUAUAAAUAACUCUCAGUUUGCUUUGAAAUGACAGAGUGAGUUUUUCCUUUCACAUAAAGGCAAGUAACUAUAAAUGUAGCAUGGAUUUAAUUAGUCUUAUGAUACUGAUAAUUACAAAAAAUUUUUAAUCAAAUGAUUAGAGCUAAAAUAUUUGCAGGCAAGGUUUUUUUUUUUUCUUUACAAAAAGGAAAAGUACACAUUCACUUAUAUUUGGCAAUUUUAGUGGUGCCAGAUUCCAUGUGGUGUUUUCUUACUAAAAUGUUUCAGGGCGUAAGGGAGGUGGGAGAGAAUUGCAGAAAGGCUGAGGGGAGACCACGGUGUGGGGGAUGGCAGGAGAGGCAAGGGUCUACUUAACAAUGAAGCAGAAGUCAUUUGGACAGGAAUAACUCGUGUAAAGGCUUGGGAAAUGAAAUUUAAACUCCUAGCAUGGUAUAGAAAUCACUCUCUUGCCAACCCAGCUACAGACUGAUAUUGUUCGGGGGAAGAAAAGUUUUUUGGAAUUACUUUCAUAAUUACAUUUUUUAUUACUACAUUUCCUCUUCAUUUUAGAAAUCUUAUCCAUCUACACUUUAUCCUUCUUAAAAUAUUUGAACAUAAUUUACAUUUGGUGAGCCUGCACUAGGAGGCUUCCAGACAACUUCUUUAGCCUAAGUCAGUCUGACAAACCAUGGUUCUCUGUCACUGAUGGACGCCUGGGAGCACUCUCCUGGAGUGUCUGAGACAGUGAUUUGCCAGCGUGGGAACUUGGAAGCUUUCAGGUGCUGAUGACGUCUGCCCUCUGAGUUGAACCCUUUGUCAUAAACUUGAGUGUUACCAGUAUUCUUAUGCCACACUCAAGAAGUGCAGUCUCCUUCUCACCACUACAGCAAGGGUAGCUUUCUCCCCCCAGACCACAUGGUUGGGAGCAGUUGGUGCCCGGCUUGGAAUCCCUGGGAGCAGGUGGAGGUGGGGGAGGCCGGGGAAUGGCAGUGACUUGGAGGCUCUCUCCCUGGGAAGGGGCGGGGUUUUACUGUUUGUGUAUUUAUAUUGUAUAAUAGAUGCCACACUUUUCCUCAUUGUCUGUAUAUGUAUUGUUUUUUGUGUUUAUGAUAUUUUUCCAUACCAAGAUCUGUUUAUAUUUUUUCAAUGUUAAAUUAAAUUGACUUGAGUAAUUUUUCUUCCCCAAGAAAGUAUUUUCCCUCAUGACUUAAGCAUAUCUCUGACUGCUGAGGAUGGUUUUUGUAUGAGAGGUUUUUGUUUUGGUUUUUGGGACUAGGUGGCCUCCAAAGAUCUACCCUUACAUUACACACCAAUAGAAACGGUAGCCAGCAGCUUUGACACAGCUUUGCUGCCCUCUUAGCACUUGAGGCUCUUUCUUCGUGACAGCAUCUCCUACUGCCCGUUAUGAACCCAGAGCACUCAGGUACCCUUCAGCUCACAGGCAUCUUCUUUUGUGGCUUGGCUUCUCCCUCCCUCCUACGCACCAGGAGUGCUUCCCAAGGCUUCCCACUCCCUUACCUGCCAUCCUGCUGCUUUGCAGGGAAACACCAGCUGAAUCUGCCGGCUUCACUGAGUUUGCUUUCACAGCCACUGUGGAAACCACCAUCGUCAGUGGAAGCCAUCAGUAAAACUCUCAGAAAAACUGAUUGUGGAGAACAGCUGAAAAGAUUAGAGCUUAAGAGAGUAGGAACAGUGUGGGGAGAGCCAAAAGCAUCAGGCUAACCCGUCAAUCCGGGUUUUUGCAGGCUUAGUAAAUGAGUAGUACAUUUGUCGAGCCAUCAGUAGGUAAAGUUACUAGUGCAUUGUAGCAUGGUAGACCUCCCGAAUCUAAGCUUCCUCUGAGAUGCU
This is a messenger RNA of Ochotona curzoniae (black-lipped pika), 7058 nucleotides long. RefSeq names its product dipeptidyl peptidase 8 (gene DPP8). Gene Ontology annotation, molecular function: dipeptidyl-peptidase activity; serine-type peptidase activity. The transcript has 19 exons. The coding region runs from base 1926 to 4613 and encodes 895 amino acids. Gene Ontology annotation, biological process: proteolysis. NCBI's taxonomy places the organism in Eukaryota, Metazoa, Chordata, Mammalia, Lagomorpha, Ochotonidae. The record is from RefSeq and is a predicted model, not a curated record.